CUCACAAUGGCCUCCCACACGGGCACGCAUAUCGACGCGCCUUACCACUUUUUUGCGGACGGGCGCGCGCCAAUCACCUGGUCAGACCUGCAGCCACACGCGAGGCAGAUGCGCGAGGGCGUCGUGGUGCUCCUGUGCACGGGUUGGUCACGGAACUGGGGCAAACCAGGCUACAGCGACCAUCCGUUCUUGGACGCGGACGCGGCGCGGCGGAUCUUGGAGACAGGCGUGCGAGUGAUCGGGACGGACACGCUGAGUCCGGACGAGUUUACCCCCGACGAAGGCGACACGGGGAAGGUGCAUCGCAUUGUUCUGGGGCAAGGCGGAAUCAUUGUGGAGAAUCUGACUGGAUUGGACAAGCUGGUUGACAGUGGGUGGGAGGCGCCAGUGGUUUCCCUGCUGCCUCUCAAUUUGGCGGGAUGUGAUGGCAGUCCGGUGAGGGCUGUUGCA
Messenger RNA from Postia placenta MAD-698-R-SB12, 450 nucleotides. RefSeq lists its product as hypothetical. The record is from RefSeq and is a predicted model, not a curated record. Gene Ontology annotation, molecular function: arylformamidase activity. NCBI's taxonomy places the organism in Eukaryota, Fungi, Basidiomycota, Agaricomycetes, Polyporales, Adustoporiaceae. The annotation marks the transcript as partial. The transcript has 2 exons.